This is a messenger RNA of Dermatophagoides pteronyssinus (European house dust mite), 1866 nucleotides long. RefSeq names its product glutamate--tRNA ligase, cytoplasmic-like. The record is from RefSeq and is a predicted model, not a curated record. NCBI's taxonomy places the organism in Eukaryota, Metazoa, Arthropoda, Arachnida, Sarcoptiformes, Pyroglyphidae.
AUGGUGGAAACGUACGACGAUCUGAAAAAGACACUGGCGAAGAAGCUGGACGUGCCGGCGGGCUCGCAGGUGGUGACAAGGUUCGCGCCCGAACCGAGCGGAUAUCUGCACAUCGGCCACAUCAAAGCGGUGAUGCUCAACCAGUUCUUUGUCCGCUACUACGGCGGUCGGCUGAUUUUGCGCUUUGACGACACAAACCCUUCGCGCGAAAGCGAAGAGUUUGAGAAGUCGAUAAUCGAGGACCUGCGCGCAAUCGGCGUGCAUUACGACGAGCUGACCUAUUCGUCCGAUUACUUCGACCGACUGCACGACGCCAUGCUCGAACUGAUUCGCGCAGGCAAGGCUUUCUGCGACGAUACUUCGGCGGCCGACAUGAAGGAGGACCGACAAGCGCGGCGCGCGUCGGCCCACCGCGAAAAGAGCGUGGAGCAGAACUUGGCCGACUUCGCAGAAAUCUGCGCGGGCUCGGAGCGUGGGCAGAAGCUUUGCGUGCGCGGCAAGAUCGACUUUGCGGCUGCAAACGGCGCGAUGCGCGACCCAGUGUUCUGGCGCGUAAACCUCGACCCGCACCAGCGCACGGGAACGAAGUACAAGAGCUAUGCGACGUACGACUUUGCCUGCCCGCUGAUUGACUCGUGGAGCGGCGUCACGCACGCGCUGCGCGCUAACGAGUACGCGGACCGCAUUCCGCUCUACUUCUGGGUGCAGCAGGCGCUCGGCGUGCGGCCGACAAAGUUGUUCGAGUUCAGCCGGCUGAAUUUGACCAACACGGUGCUCAGCAAACGCAAGCUGAACUUUCUCGUCGACAACCAGUAUGUCGAGGGCUGGCACGACCCGCGCUUUCCGACGGUCCGCGGCAUGUUGCGCCGCGGCCUGCUGCCCGCGGCGCUCGAGCAGUUCAUGGUCGAGCAGGGCCCCAGCAAGAACACGAACCUGAUGGAGUGGGACAAGAUUUGGUCGCUAAACAGCCGUCUGCUCGACGCGCAGGCGCCGCGACUGUUCGCGGUGCCGCAAGACGCGGCGGUGCUCGAGUUCGAGCUAAUGGACGGCGACUCGCGCGUACUCAAGAGUCGGCUGUUGCACCCGAAAAACCCGUGCAGCGGGUCCAUUGACACGGUCCUCACGAAAGCUGUUUGGCUGGACCGCUCCGACGCGGCGGCGCUGUCCGAGGGCGAAGAAGUUACAUUGAUGUCGAUGGGCAACGUGGUGAUCACCGCGCUGCCCACACCGGGCCAGACGCCGCAAGUGUGGAAGGCGCGGCUAAACUUGGACGGCGACUUCAAGUCCACGAAGAAAAAGUUGCACUGGCUCUCAGCGACGGAGCCCGCAACGCGAGUCGUCUUCUACGAGUUCGACCACCUGAUCACGAAGCAAAAGCCUGAGGAGAGCGACGAGCUGCUCGACAUUUUGAACAAAGAAAGCAAAUUUAGGACGGCGUUCCGCGCCGAAAGCGCGCUGCAAGCGCGCAAGCUCGGCGACUUUGUGCAGUUCGUCCGUAUCGGCUUCGUGCGCGUGGACGCGAUCGACAAAGACGGCACGUACCACGUCAUUUUCGUCCCUUCUGGGAAGACUAAGUCGAUGAGCGUCGUCAACCUGAAGGUCGACCCGAAAGUGCUGGCGCAAGGGUCCGCGUUCGAGAAGAACUGCAAGCUGUGGCAGCAGCUGUGGAAGGCGGUGAACCUGUCGAGCGUGGUGCUGCAAGUGGUCGACGCGCGGAACCCGCUGCUCUUUUACAGCGACGCGUUUCGCCAGACGGUCGAGCGGCAGCACAAGGUGCACCUGCUAGUGCUCAACAAGGCCGACUUUCUGACGCCGGUCGACAGUCCGGGCAUGAUUUUCCCGGUGGUCGGCGACUCGCGCGCAGAC